CCAUGCUAACAAGUUCUGCUUCCCCCGGGAACAACUUUCUGCCUUUAAUGUCAACGUUUUGGCACGGCAGGCUGAGAAAUACGGGUUUAAUUUGACCGUCCCCGGCGACUGGGACCCGAUCAGGGAUCUAAACAUUAAUUGACAAGAGGACAAAUCUUUUAAGCCUGAAACGAACCUCCUGUCGGUCCUUUUGGAUCAUGGCUAAAGAUGGUGGUCUGAUUGAAACGAAUGGAGAGCUGAAGGUUUUCAUCGAUCAGAAUAUGAGUCCAAGUAAAGGUGUCCUGUCCUUGGUUACGGUCCAGCCUACCGCUGGCACGGUGGCCAAACAGCUUCUACCCAAAACACUUGGGCCGUCGAAUGUGAACGUGGCCACUCAUAUGCAACACGUGGUGAUUGGGACGCCCCAAAGGGCGACGGUAUCAAAUACAAUUCUGGUAAACAGUCCGCACACGCCCAGCUCCCAGUUCCUCACCCAGAGUCAGGCGCCCGAUGCCUCCCCUUGGUCCUCAGGAAAACGUGGCAAGAAAGGGGAGAAGAAUGGAAAAGGCUUGAGGCAUUUCUCCAUGAAAGUGUGUGAAAAGGUGCAGAAGAAAGGAGUGACCACGUAUAACGAGGUGGCCGACGAGCUGGUGGCCGAAUUCAGCUCCGCAGACAACCACAUGUCACCGAAUGACUCGCAUGUCUAUGACCAGAAGAACAUUCGACGGCGUGUUUAUGAUGCUCUUAAUGUCCUCAUGGCCAUGAACAUCAUCUCAAAAGAGAAAAAAGAGAUCAAGUGGAUUGGCUUGCCGACCAACUCGGCGCAGGAGUGCCAAAACCUCGAGGUUGAGAGACAACGGCGGUUGGAGAGGAUUAAGCAGAAACAGUCGCAGCUUCAGGAGCUCAUAUUGCAGCAAAUAGCUUUUAAGAACCUCGUUCAGAGGAACAGACAGACGGAGCAGCAGGCGAACAGACCUCCGCCCCCCAACUCCAUCAUCCACCUUCCCUUCAUCAUCGUCAACACCAGCAAGAAGACAGUCAUCGACUGCAGCAUCUCCAACGACAAGUUUGAAUAUUUGUUCAACUUCGACAGCAUGUUUGAAAUCCACGAUGACAUCGAGGUGCUGAAGCGCAUGGGCAUGGCCUGUGGCCUGGAGAUCGGGAAGUGUUCUCCGGAGGACCUGAAGGUCGCGCGUAGUCUGGUGCCUAAGGCCCUGGAGCCAUAUGUUAUAGAAAUGGCAAAAGGCCCGAUCAGUAACGUGUACAUCACUGGAGGAACCGCUGCCAACGGGACCCGCUACAACGCCAGCAGUGACGGCUGCACCGACGGCACCAUGGCGUCCAGUUCGAACGACUCUCACUACAGCGGCUCCCGCGUGGAGACGCCCGUGUCGUACAUGGGGGACGACGACGACGAGGACGAGUACGACGAGAACGACGACGAGGACUAACCGGCCGCCGCCUUUGCCGACGCCUCACCACUCCCAACAAGCACAGUCCUUCAAACCACAGUCACUGUGGGAGUUUAGUCCCGUCUUGAGUGUGCUUCUCCAACCUGCCCCCCCUCCAACCCCCCACCCGUGUUUCUCUCUGGCUUUCUCAGGGGUGUAGAUGAAUCUUGAAAGAACAGAGGUGUUUUGUUUUUGUCCUCCACGCCCGUCUCGUUCUGCCCCGACUCACUCGCCGCCGCGCCGGGGGAGAGGCGUCCACCUGAAGGGAACCGCAGUCUGGGACGCUGCCACCCGAAGCCUUCGUAUUUCUGAUCCACUUUUCAAUAAGCCAUCCCGCUCGGAGAAACUAUGUAAAACAUGCCGCUUUUUUGGGGGGGGGAAUGUAAAAUGUUCCAGUUUGAAUAGUCAUUCAAGUUAUUUUGUAAUUACCGUCGGCAGACAAACAUUAUGAUCAAAAUGUUCCCGGAAGCGUCUGCUUCAGCGCAACAGAUGGGUCCUGAGCGGCCGGAUACGACGUCUGCGGCGUCCCCUGGACGGGGCCACACCCCAUCUGUUGACUUUUGUUUUGUUUUUUUUUCUUUUGGUUUUGUUUGGCGAAGUGAUUUGAGAUAGUUUUGUUUUCCUUACCCCAGUUAUAUUGGGUUGGCUUCCUUCUGUUCUCUAGGCAGCUGCUUUUGGAUCUUGUUUGCUAGUUGUGGUUUGUUUUUGUUUUUUGUUCUUCUUCCCCUCGGAGUUCAGGAAUCCCCCAUCACCGCCCUAUUAACACCUCGGUAGUGUUUUUACGGAAUAAUGGCAUCGGCACGGUAAAGACUCGUAACCCAGGCUCUCCUGAUAGGUAAAUAAGCUUCGUUUGAUAAUGACGUAUAUAAAUCCUGCGGCGGUUCGUAGCUGAUAGUAUUCUUUAGCGGCCAGUGGUAAAGAUAGACCUUCAAAAAUUAUUGAUGUAACAAAACGUGUGGUUGUAUAGGUCUUUGUGUACUCCCUUCAAAGAUCUCCCUUUUAAAACUGAGCAAAACACUUGUACUGACUCUUCCAAAAACCUUUUCUGUAAUCUAAUAUAAGUUUGCAAAUUAAAAUAUA
Cololabis saira (Pacific saury) is the source of this 2510-nucleotide messenger RNA. RefSeq names its product transcription factor Dp-1, a (gene tfdp1a). Gene Ontology annotation, molecular function: RNA polymerase II transcription regulatory region sequence-specific DNA binding; DNA-binding transcription factor activity, RNA polymerase II-specific. The record is from RefSeq and is a predicted model, not a curated record. Gene Ontology annotation, cellular component: transcription regulator complex; nucleus. NCBI's taxonomy places the organism in Eukaryota, Metazoa, Chordata, Actinopteri, Beloniformes, Belonidae. Gene Ontology annotation, biological process: regulation of cell cycle; regulation of transcription by RNA polymerase II. Bases 198 to 1430 code for a protein of 410 amino acids. The transcript is spliced from 12 exons.